CCUGCUCCUUCUCUUGCUCCUUCUCCUCAAUGAUAGAAUCCUUGGUUCAGUCAUCUCCAGGACGGAGCAGCUCCUCCUCUGAUGGUCUCUCUCUGUGCUUCAGGUUUGGGACCCCACCUCCCCCCCGGCCAGUUUGGGGCGGGCCGCGGUCACUAACGACAACUUUCAGAGGCGGAGGGUUUCCAGGGAAACAGAGGAGCAGCAGGGGCAUGAGAGGAGACCCCCGCUCCAUCAUCGAGUACCGAGACCUGGACGCCCCUGAUGACCUGGACUUCUUCUAGCUCCGCCUCCUUUUUUACUUUUUUAUUGGUCAGCCCGUGUUAGCAGGACCAAGCAUCGCUGAUAGAGACCAAA
This is a messenger RNA of Cyprinodon tularosa, 354 nucleotides long. RefSeq names its product serrate RNA effector molecule homolog. The record is from RefSeq and is a predicted model, not a curated record. NCBI's taxonomy places the organism in Eukaryota, Metazoa, Chordata, Actinopteri, Cyprinodontiformes, Cyprinodontidae. The transcript is spliced from 2 exons. The coding region runs from base 30 to 281 and encodes 83 amino acids.